Messenger RNA from Paramuricea clavata, 2000 nucleotides. Lineage: Eukaryota; Metazoa; Cnidaria; Anthozoa; Malacalcyonacea; Plexauridae. The record is from the annotation of a GenBank genome assembly.
CAAAUUCCAACUUGCAACUACGUGCUUGUUUUUGUUGCUAAUUAUCUAACUUUGCGAAAUUCUCAGGAUAAACACACAAAAACGACUGUAGGUUUACAUGGUUGCAAAGUGUUCAACCCCUAUAGUCACACAAGGCUGAUUUCGAAAUUUACAUUUUCUAAAAGAAUAUAGUUCUCGGUAAAAGCUAAGCGUUGGAGGAUUCGGUUGAUUUAUUCUGUUUUAGCUUUGCCUUCGUCUUUCGAAGAAAACUGCAAGCGUAUGCAGGUCAAUAUAUGAAACAGUUUCUACUGAUUAUGUUACAAGAUGUAACUUAACUUUGAUUGUAUCGUAAAGAAUAUGUCCGAGGGUUACGACACAACUCGCUUUCGUUCAACUAUUGACGAGGGCUUUGUUUGCUGUAUCUGUCUCGGUGUCUUACAAGAUCCGAAGCAAUGUGAGAACAACGAGCACUAUUUCUGUUCUGGUUGUAUCAAGAAACACCUGGAGAAGACCUCGCAUAGUUGUCCUGUCUGUCAACAAAAACUGACGGUAGAGACAUUGCGUAAGGCUCCACGAAUUGUGGCCGACUGUGUUUCCCGUUACAAGAUCAGUUGUGACCAUGCCGCGAGAGGCUGUGAUGCGGUUCCCGAGCUUGGAGCUCUGCAGGCACACGUUCAAGACUGUGAUUUCAUGCCUGUCACUUGCUCAAAUGACGGUUGUGACGAAGUCGUGAGCAAACGCGAUGUAAAGCAACACGAGCUCGAUUUAUGUCGCUUCAAGACGACGACCUGUGACGACUGUGGGGAAAAGAUGUCUCAUCAUAAAUAUGGCGCCCAUGGCUGCGUACUACGACGUGAUGUAGACGAAAUAAAGAAUGAUCUGGCAGAAGUGAAAGUCACGCAACAUGAAAUGAUGAAAGAAAUGAGAGAAGGCAUGCAGCGAUUGGCAAUUGCGUUUGAAAGUCUUCAAAAGUCUGUAAACUCCAAGAGUACUGAUAUUGUUGUCAUUGCAGGUUGGAAUCCUAAAACAGAACAGUUCCUUUCUUCUGUUGAGCGAUUUAACUUGUUAAACCAAACCUGGACGCAACUGCCUCUGUUGAAAAUUGCUCGACGUGCUGCUGCAGCUGUGAUAUUUAAGAAUCAAGUGUUUGUUUGUGGCGGGUACAGCGACUCUGAUGGCCGUUUGGAUAGUAUCGAAAUAUUGGAUCUGAAUGGUAAUCCUCUAAAAUGGCACGAGUUUUUUGUCAAUCUUCCUGUUAAGGUCACUGCUCACAAGUGCGUCGUCCAUGGGAAUCGUUUGCUGAUUAUUGGUGGCCGCAUAAAGGCAAGCGAGGUGCUGGACACGAUAUACGAACUUCUCCUUGUUCCUCCGUAUUCAUCCAAGUUGCUUUGUCACAUGAAGAAGAAACGAGCGUUCCAUGGAGUGGAGUUGUUCGAUGAUAAGGUUUUAAUCGCUGGUGGAAUCGGAGCGGAAACUGAUGUGGAAAUAUUCGACAUAGCAAGAAAUGAAUGUGUUGAAAUGCCACCACUGCCUUCUCCUCUUUCGAAUAUGAGCACAGUUCGCCGCGGUGACAGCAUGUUUUUGAUUGGAGGCGUGGAUGAUCUCGACGCAAAGAUAUUCAGCAAUAAGAUUAUCGAGUACGAUUUCAAAACUGGCCAGAGUAAGGUCGUAUUGGCGAUGAAAACUGGACGAGCUUUUUGUUCGUGUGUUUCUCGUGGAAACACGCUUAUUGUAAUCGGUGGGGCGAGGUACGACCCUGAUGCAGUGGAUUGUUUCAACUUUUCUUCAAAUACUUGGAAGAGUUUACCCUCCAUGGCUGAGGCUAGGAUGUUUGCUUCUGCAGUUCUUGUGAAUAUGGAAAGUUUGGAAUUUUGACAGUUUUUAACGAAUACUGACAUACUACAUAUAUUGGUAAUCUAAUUAAAUAUACAACCUUUUAAAAUAGAUAGAAUUAAUAUAGACGAAGAUUGUAAGAACAGCAAAUGGAACAAUAGCUAUUGCUUAACUUUGUUAAAAAGACC